This is a messenger RNA of Bursaphelenchus okinawaensis, 1217 nucleotides long. The record is from the annotation of a GenBank genome assembly. Lineage: Eukaryota; Metazoa; Nematoda; Chromadorea; Rhabditida; Aphelenchoididae.
AUGGAUAAGCCAAAAUCAAUGGACAAACCCAAAGCAAGCACGUCUUCAGUACGUUUCGCUCCAUUCAGUCAGACAGCCUUUGCCAAACUGGCUACUCAACUAGCACGAUCAUGUUCAGACUUGGAGGUUCAGAACAUUGAUGAAAAGCAUCGACGUCAACGAGGAUCGAUCUGUUCAUCAACAAGUGAUGACCGACUAGCUCAAGUUCAACAAGCAGCCACUCGACGUCACAAUCGACCACAACAAACCAGUGUAUCAUCGCGAGGUUCAAAUUCAUCUCACUGUGCUCCGAGUUCGGCUUCAUCCUCAUUGGCCGGGAUCGGCGGUAGAGAGCUGCAGUUGGUCAGUCAAUGUAGAGCUUGUUCUCAGGACUACCGAUGCACGUGCUGUGCUAAGUGCUCACAUCUUAUGAUUGUCUACACACCGGUAAGAGGCUGGGGAAGAUUGUUUUUUAUUUUUUGGUUGGGGCGUUUUAAAUUUUUUGAGGGGGGGGGGGAGGAGAAAAAAUUUUUUUUUCGAAAUUUUUUUACCAAAAAAAAUUUUACCUUUCCCCCUUUCCUGUUUUUUGUUUUUUUUUUCUUGCUCUAUUCUCUCCAUCUCUCCCCCCCCCCUUCAUCACACUUUUUUUCACUGCCAACUUGUCCUUUUAUAACCCAUGCCUUUGUGCCUUAAAAACCACUUUGCCAUACUAUGUAGUACACAAUGCACUUGCCCUAUUCUUUAAUAUUAAAACAAGAUGUUGAUAUUCAAAUCUGUGGGUUUCUCGGCCGCUUUUCUCCUUUAAAACCCGCGAAAUCCUCUUUGGCGUUCUCUGGGGACGGCACUCACGAUGAUAACACUUUUUUCGGGUUUUUGCGUCGUAAUCUGCAUUAUGAUUACAUGGUAUUUAAUUUUACUUUGUCACUAAUCAGCAAAUUUCGCUUUCAAAAGUGUAAAGUGAAUACGAGUUCUUUGGGUUUGCUUUAAAGAUUUUGGGAUAUAUAGUAGUAAGGGUAGAGGGAGAGGAGGGGUUGGUUUGAGAAGAGCAAAUUUUAGGGUAUAUUAGGAUGGAAUUUGGUCGUAAGGGCAAUAAUUCUCUUGUCUAGGUAAGGGCAAAAUUUUUUUCCUACGGAUUGAGAAUUUUAAAUUAAAAAAAAUUAAAAAAAGUUCAACUUGGUCCCCUCUGUUAAUUUAUUUGCAAAAUUAAAAAAUGUUUUCUUUUCAUUUUUUAGUUUUAA